Messenger RNA from Pyricularia pennisetigena, 120 nucleotides. RefSeq lists its product as uncharacterized. Bases 1 to 120 code for a protein of 39 amino acids. The transcript has a single exon. The record is from RefSeq and is a predicted model, not a curated record. NCBI's taxonomy places the organism in Eukaryota, Fungi, Ascomycota, Sordariomycetes, Magnaporthales, Pyriculariaceae.
AUGGACGAAACAGUCGUCAGAGUCGGUUACCAUGUACUUGAGCGAGCGUGGAAGGUGAGAACAUGUAUGUCAGUCUGGUUGGAUUUUGUAGCUGUUCGUUUUGGUCUGAUCGGGUUGUAA